UUUAGAUGACGCAAUAAAUUAAAUAUUUUUUUUCUAACCAACAAUAAUAUUCUUCGUCUUCUUCUUGUUCUUGUUCUUCAUCUUGCUGUUGAUAGCCAGUAGGCCGAGUAUUUUAUUCCUUUAGUCGCUAAAAUGAAUCCAGUGAUUGCAGUCUUUAUAUUGUGGGUUGUCUUUAUAAAUAUAAAUGAUAUUGAGUCACAGAAAAAAAUAAUUAAUAAAAAUAGUAUCGAAGGAUGUGGAGAGUGUGCUUAUUACCGUUGCCCGGAAAAUUCGGGAAAAUGUUUACUGGGAUCUGUUAAGGACCCGUGUAAUUGUUGCAACGAAGGAAAAUGCGCGAAACUUGAAGGUGAGACAUGUUGGAAUUCAAGUAUCGCUAAACUACCGCUAAUUAAUCGCAAUGAAGGCUUUUGUAGUAAUAAUUAUCGCUGUUUAUUGAGAGAUGACCUACUUGACGAGGACAAUCCGGAAGCAAUUUGCGUAUGUAUGGAACAGAGCCCAGCAUGCGGCAGUAACAAUAUAACGUAUGUAACACCUUGUGCUUUGCACGAAGAGGCAAUAAGACUAAAAAAUAAAUCAUUGAAAUUAAAACAUCUUGGGCCAUGUUUAAGUCGUCCUUGGAUUUUAUCUCCUUUGGAAAAUAUAUUUAUUAGUUAUGGACAACGGCUUGCUAUAAAUUGCGAAGCUAAAGGAUUUCCAAUUCCCGAUAUUUUUUGGGAAUUUCAUUCAGCGGACGGUCGUGUCAUUAAAUUACCAAAUGCCGAAUAUGACAGCACGGUAAAUACUCGUGAAGAAUCAGAAUUAUUUAUGAGAACUUCUUGGUUACAAGUCGGUAAAAUAACAAAACAGCAUAUUGGUACCUAUCAAUGUAUUGCUAACAAUACUCUUGGUGAUGCAAGUACUGAAUCAAUUGUUUCAAUUUUAUAA
Molecule: messenger RNA, 924 nt
Organism: Microplitis demolitor
Lineage: Eukaryota; Metazoa; Arthropoda; Insecta; Hymenoptera; Braconidae
Product: insulin-like growth factor-binding protein-related protein 1
Exons: 4
Coding region: 133-924 (263 amino acids)
Biological process (GO): regulation of cell growth; regulation of signal transduction
Cellular component (GO): extracellular region
Molecular function (GO): insulin-like growth factor binding
Source: RefSeq, a predicted model, not a curated record